Messenger RNA from Hirundo rustica (Barn swallow), 3197 nucleotides. RefSeq names its product major facilitator superfamily domain containing 1 (gene MFSD1). Gene Ontology annotation, molecular function: transmembrane transporter activity. The record is from RefSeq and is a predicted model, not a curated record. Gene Ontology annotation, cellular component: lysosome. Gene Ontology annotation, biological process: transmembrane transport. NCBI's taxonomy places the organism in Eukaryota, Metazoa, Chordata, Aves, Passeriformes, Hirundinidae. The transcript has 17 exons. The coding region runs from base 126 to 1553 and encodes 475 amino acids.
AGGAGCGGGCGCUGCUCGGCGCCGAUGGCGGCGAUGGCGGCGGCGGCUCCCCGGGCCCUCCCCGCUCCCUGCCCGCCGCCUGCGACCCCCGCCGCCUCCCUCACCGCCUGCUCGUCCUGGCCCUCAUGUGCUUCCUGGGGUUCGGCAGCUACUUCUGCUACGACAACCCCGCCGCUCUCCAAACGCAGGUUCAGCGGGACAUGAAGGUGAACACAGCCCAGUUCAUGGCACUCUAUGCCUGGUAUUCCUGGCCCAACGUGGUGCUGUGCUUCUUCGGAGGUUUCCUCAUAGACAGAGUGUUUGGGAUCCGGUUGGGCACUGUAAUAUUCAGCAUCUUCGUGUGUGUUGGGCAGGUGGUUUUCGCUCUGGGAGCAUUCUUCAACACGUUCUGGCUGAUGGAAGUGGGCAGGUUCAUAUUUGGGAUCGGUGGCGAGUCCCUGGCGGUGGCUCAGAACACGUAUGCGGUGAGCUGGUUCAAGGGCAAGGAGUUAAACCUGGUGUUUGGGUUGCAGCUCAGCAUGGCCAGGAUUGGGAGCACGGUGAACAUGAAUAUUAUGGGAUGGAUCUACUCCAGAGUUCAGCAUCUCCUGGGCUGUGCUGGUCCCAGCACCCUCGGCCUGGCUCUGCUCAUAGGUGGAGUCACUUGUCUCUUCUCACUGAGCUGUGCUUUAGUCCUGGCUUACCUGGACAGGAGAGCAGAGAAGCUGCUUUGUAAGGAGCAGGGGAGAACAGGAGAAGUGAUCAAGCUGACGGAUGUGAAGGAUUUCUCCCUGUCCCUGUGGCUCAUCUUUGUCAUCUGUGUCUGUUACUACGCUGCCGUUUUCCCUUUCAUUGGCCUUGGCAAGGUUUUCUUUAUUGAAAAAUUCAGAUUUUCCCCUCAAGAAGCCAGUGCAAUUAACAGCAUCGUGUACAUCAUCUCGGCUCCCAUGUCGCCCGUGUUUGGCCUUCUGGUGGAUAAAGUUGGCAAGAACAUCAUCUGGGUGCUGUGUGCCGUGGUCACCACGCUGGCCUCGCACGUCAUGCUGGCCUUCACCUUCUGGAACCCCUGGAUAGCCAUGUGCCUGCUGGGUGUGGCCUAUUCCCUGCUGGCCUGUGCCCUCUGGCCCAUGGUGGCCUUCGUCGUCCCCGAGCACCAGCUGGGAACUGCCUAUGGCUUCAUGCAGUCCAUCCAGAACCUGGGCCUGGCAGUGAUUGCCAUAGCAGCUGGCAUGAUCCUGGACACCAGGGGCUACCUGUUCCUCGAGGUCUUCUUCAGUGCCUGUGUCUGCUUGUCCCUGAUAGCUGUGGUCAUGCUGUACUUUGUGAAUCACCUCACAGGUGGUGAUCUCAACUGGUCUGCAAAGAAAAGGGCAAAACUGCAGAAAGCAGCUGCUUCAGAAGCAGAAGAGCAGGAGAGGCUCAGACGGCAGAACGACGAUGAUUUGGCAAAAUUGCUGCCAAAAGCUGAUGCCUUUAGUUUAAGGAAUAAAUACCUGUCCAAACUUGGAGCUCAGCUCCCAGCUCAUUACUCCUCCUGUUUCUCCACGCUGGCCCACAGAAGUGUGUUGAAAUAGCAGCUUGGCCCUGUGGAAAAGCAGGAAUACGCUGAAUUUCCUGGGACGCAGAGCCCGGCACCAGCAGAUGCUCCGUGCUUUGCUGCAAGCCUAGAUCCUAGAUUUAAAAUGUUGCCUAAAACUCCUCCUUCCUGGGCAAGUCAGAGAUCCUGACGGGGACCUGUGGCUCUGGUGGAACCUCUGAGUACCUGCUCCAGCUCCUGUCCCAAGUACUCCGUGAGUAGCUGAGUCAGGGGCCGGGAUUUGAUCUCUGGCUGUGGAAUGGGAAAAAUUCAAUCAUCAGAUGGCUGGGAUGAGCCUGGAUGGAGGUGGGGCUUUUCCAGCCUCUCCUCUUGGACGCCUUCCUUGCUCUGCUUCGGUUUUUCUGGGAGAAAAAGGUGAGGAGAAGCUCCCAGGGGAACGUCUCAGAGGAAUCUCCAAUUCCAGAAGGACAAAACGUGCUCAGCCUCAGGAACUGAUGCCAGGUCAGGAGCAGCAACAGCCCCUCCAAGCCUGAAUAAUGUGAAAACCGAUUUAUCUUUAAGAGUCAGUGACUAAAAAGAGUUUGAAGCAAGACCUGGAUUUUGCUUCCAGAGGGAAAAGCCCUGAAUGCCCUGGUGGAACUCGUCCUUUUCCCAUCACUGCUGAACAGGGAGCUCUGCAGAGUGCUCUUUGCCGUGGUUUAGUCACUCCUGGAGGUAAUUGGAUAAAUUACCCCUGCAGUGAGCUGAUCUCGGUGUAAAGGAGGUCUGUGGAGCCGCAGGGAUGGGGAAUGUCCCUGGGAUGGCUCCAGGGGAUCCUGGUGUGCCACAGGAGGCUCAGGAGCCUUCGACCCGUGUUUGGCUGCAGAGAGAGGAGUCUGUUAGAGUCCAAACGUUGCAUUUGAUGUAGAAUAUUCUUAACUGAAUAGUUUUAAUUUCAGCAGAACUCAUGGCCUUAAAGCUCGGUUGUGAACCGGAUUUUUGCAGUGGAGAUUUCUUUGAUAUCCCUGGAGAAGCCCCAUCUUCCUGAAGGCCCUUUUGGGUGGAAGUUGUGUGUUCUGGAGGAUGAUGUGGGAACCUGGGAGCUCCCUGGGCUGUGCUGGUCUGUCCUGGUCCUUCCUGGGCUCCUCGGGACCAGCACUCGGCGCUGCCUCGCGUGGUUUCCUUGUAGGCUCCUGAAUUUGGGGUGCUUUUAAAUAAAACCUUUUGUUGGACGCUGGCACCUCCGGGUUUUGGUUGUUGAGGGUUCUGGUGUUGCCUUUGGGGGUUGUUGGGGUGUUCUUUUCCCUUUGAAGGGUGCAGAGUUUGGGGGAGGUUUCUCUCUGAGGAUCCAAAGGAAAAGCUGCCCCCACUGCUGGGUUGAUUAUUUAUUUUUUUUCUUGGGGAGGGAGAGAAUUAAAUUGAAUUUUGCUCUUCACCUUCUGCUUCUUUUGAGUUCUGGCACGUUUUGGUUGGAGAAGCUCCUCUGCUCUUCCCUCUAGGCUGGGAUUCCCUGCGUGAUCCAACCCUGCAGGAUCCUGCUCCCGUCCUGUCUUUUCCUUCCCCACACAUUUCUUCCCUAAGCUCCUGCUUCAUCCCCUCUGCCUUAGUGCUACACACAUUUUAUUCUGUGUCUAAGGUUCUGGACUGGUUUCUAAGAAUUGCACGUAGGGGAAAUUAAACCAAACAGACUUAUUCUGGAAAA